Microdochium trichocladiopsis is the source of this 1645-nucleotide messenger RNA. Its product is annotated as nuclear protein DGCR14. Bases 108 to 1517 code for a protein of 469 amino acids. Gene Ontology annotation, cellular component: catalytic step 2 spliceosome. The record is from RefSeq and is a predicted model, not a curated record. Lineage: Eukaryota; Fungi; Ascomycota; Sordariomycetes; Xylariales; Microdochiaceae. The transcript has a single exon.
CCUUCCACCAACUUCAAACUUCGAAGGCCGCCCUUGCCCCUAUCAGAAGCUCGAGUCGCUCCGCGACAAGAACAACAUUCGGACUCCACAUCUCCCCGCGACACAUCAUGGCGGAAAACACUGGCGCAGGUCCCAGCACCGGCCCUGCGCCGCCGCAGGCUGUAUCGACAUCCCUCGUGCGCAAACGGACGACCGAUCUCGAACUGAUGCCCCCUCCCCCACCGACGAAACGGAUCAAACGGCCCAAGACAGUCAUCGACGAGGACAGCUACACCGAGGCGCUGUCGCACAUCAUCGCGCGGGACUUUUUCCCGGGGCUGCUUGAGAGCGAGACGCAGCAGGAGUAUCUUGACGCGCUCGAGUCAAAGGACGAAGCAUGGAUCGCCAGCGCGGGGAGGCGGCUGCAACAUGUCAUGACACCUGGCAGGAAGCGCAAUCAUGGGCGCAGGGGCACGUCGCUGGGUCUGACGCCCAUAUCUGGGCAGACGCCGAGGACAUUCGUUGGGGACACGCCAGUGUCUGUUGUGUCUGCCGUCUCUGCCGCGUCAACCACGAUGACGAGUGCAGACAAGGUUGAUGUAGACACUGCGAUGAGCCUAGGGGCAUUCCAGGCCAAGUACACAAGCGAGGACAACGAGAGCUUCUACAAGUUGCUCGACCGGCAAAACUCGAAAAAGGUAGAAAAGUAUGCCUGGCUGUGGAUGGGGAACAAGCUGCCGUCCCGGAUGCAGCUGAAGCAACGAGAAGUCGAGGUCCGGUUGCUCGAGGCACGCGGUAGUCUCGUGGACGAUGGGUUCAAGAGAGAUCGCCUGGCUAUCAAAGACGGGGACGAUCGCCCUGCGCAGUGCGACACGUGGAAGACUGCCCCGGACAAUGCGCUCAUGUUCGCGCCGGCCGGCGUAGAGGACACUGUCGCCACUACAACGUUUCAGAAAGCCGAGGCUGAAUCUCGUGCGCCACCGCGAGCAAUCAACUACCAGAAUACGCGGCUACCGCAGCCAGACAUCAGUAGUACAGAGGGGGAGUCGGUCCCGUCCUCGCCGUCGCUGUCAGCAGUGCGAGAUGCGAUUGCAGGGAAGAGGACUGAGCCGCGGGGGAACACGUCUACGGCAGUGGGGAGCGAGACGCCCAGAGUCAACGGAUAUUCGUUUGUAGACGACGAGGAGCCUGUUCACGAGCAGAAACCGCUCCCAAAGAUUGAUCUUGGACCGGGCGAUGACACACCAAACCCAUUCAUGAUCAAGGCGCAACCGCGCCGUGAGGCACUGCAUCACCGCAUGGUGGACAGGAUUUCCCAGUCGAAACGCAGCGCGUCAACGGCCGGCAUGACGGGCAAGGUGGAUAAGACGCCCGUGCCCAAGUUUCCGAGCAGCCCUCGGGUUGGCAGUAAUUUUACACCGGCCGCACAGAGGCUCUGGGGCAAGAUUGGAAGCAAAAGUGGAAUGACGCCUAGGACGCCCUUUGGCGACACGACGCCGAGGCACAAGGGAUCGAAGCUGAAGCAGGUAGCCAAGUGAGGUUCUUGCAGACUGGAAUGGUGGCUGGACCGAGAUUUUGAUUUACAGAUAGCGAUACAUGAUACCCAACGAGGCCGGCGAGCUUCGCGAAUGAAAUAUACACUAGUUCAACGCCCAGGAAAUGCAUC